AUGGAUACUAACAACCCAGAAUCGGGAAUGAACCCAGGUGCUCUUAGUGCUGAAUCUGCAGCAAACCCAGGCACUUUUAGUGCCGAAUCUGUAGCUGCUCUUCUCAACCAACUCUCUGCUCAACUUGGACGCAACAAUGGAACCUCAAACCCAAGCAUUGAUCAGACCAGUCCUAUUCAUCUGUCUGAAAACCCUGGUUGGAUUAACUUGUCUUUGAGUCCAGAUAUUUCACGAAGUGUAAUGUGGAAUAAUCUAGCUUAUGAGAUCUGGAGUGAAUUGCGAAAAAGAUACUAUCAUGGUGAUAGGUUCAAAAUAGCUGAAUUGAAGGAAGAAUUGUAUGCUGCCAAGCAAGGAGAAUUUUCUAUUACCGCUUAUUUCACGAAAUUAAGAUCAUUAUGGGAGGAAUUAGAGAGUUUUCAGCCAAUACCUGCUUAUGAAUGCACUCCAAAAUGCUCCUGUGGUCUUGGAGUUAUUCGAGCAUAUAGAUCUGAGGGAUGUCUAGUGAAAUUUCUACGGGGGUUAAAUGAUCAAUUCUCAACUAUACGUUCACAGGUUAUGAUGAUGGAGCCACUACCCAAUCUUGAUUCUACUUUUGCCUUGCUCACACAGCAAGAAAGGCAACUUGGAUUUCAUGGAGAAGAAUCUCAAAUACUUCUCAAUAUUGCACAACCCAAAUCUCCACAAGGAACCAACUCCAACAAAGGAUCAGAUUCUACUAAGAGUGAUAUUGUUGCUGCUAAUCGACAAGGCAGAGGAAAGAGCAGAACAUAUGGAGGCAAAGGAUCGGGUAGAGGAAAAAUUAUUUGCACAUAUUGUGGAAAGCUUGGACACACAAUAGAUGUUUGUUAUAGGAAACAUGGUCUGCCACCACAUCUGAAGGAGAGAUAUAAUAGUGGUGGUGCUGCAACAUUCAAUUAUGCAACCACUGAUGAACAUGCUGAUGAAGACAGUGCAGAUCAGAAGCAGCGAAGAAGUGACGAGCAAUGCUUGGAAUUCACUCAAGAUUAG
Messenger RNA from Arachis ipaensis, 1008 nucleotides. Lineage: Eukaryota; Viridiplantae; Streptophyta; Magnoliopsida; Fabales; Fabaceae. The record is from RefSeq and is a predicted model, not a curated record.